Messenger RNA from Phytomonas sp. Hart1, 1635 nucleotides. The record is from the annotation of a GenBank genome assembly. NCBI's taxonomy places the organism in Eukaryota, Euglenozoa, Kinetoplastea, Trypanosomatida, Trypanosomatidae.
AUGGAAAGCGCGUAUCUCAAGUGUCAUGUUGGUCCUAUCCUUGCUAAGGCCAUUGCCGAUACUGUAGUGGCGCAGCCCAGCAAUCCACAGGAGUAUCUUGCACUUUACCUCCUCCAUUACUUGAAUGUAGAGGAGCAUCGUACCGCUGGGGAUCUCCGUUUGCGAAAGGCGGUUGAGGUUCGAGAGGUAUGCUCACAGCGUCAUGCCCAGAAGGAGAAAGCUGCGGCGGAGACGAUUCGACGAGGUAUUAUGCACUUCAGGGAACGCCUACAGAAGAAGAAGGAGCAAGAAGCACAUCUAAUGGAAAUAUACGAAGAGGCUUGCCUUGAGGCCGAAGAGCUUCUAGAACAAGAGGAUGCCCAACGUAAGCAGCCCGAAGGCGGCGAACCCAAUGGAGGGGCGACAAUCGAUGCCUCUUCAGAAGACAACCCCGAAGAGCGUACCAUGCGAUUGCAGCUUGAGCGGCAAAAAGAACGGCUGGAUGAGUCCCGAAACAACUUUUACGUUGCUCAACGUUUCAUACACUAUCUUCAGAAGACUCACCUAGGUCAGCUCAAGACUACGCUGUUGGAUUCAGCGGAACGUGUGCGUGUGGCGCAAAUGGAGCUGGAGUCACUUAAGGACCUUGAACAGCAAACUGAGGAAGAGGUGUUCAGUGAUGCGAAACCACUUUCUUCAGGUCAGGACAACAUUGGAAAUGGCAGAAUGUCCGCGAUAGCCACAGAGCUAAUCGCGCGUCUUCGUGUGCAGCGCUCACACAAACGAAUUGCGGUCAGCCAUGUGCUUUACCGCGUCUUACGCUGUAUUUGCUAUCUUUUGUUCAAUUCUACUCCAAAGGCUACCGAUACACCGAUCAAGGUUGCCACUUUGAUAAAGCCUGCGGUUGUGGUACAGCUUCUGCGCGCUUUUAACCCCGUUGCGACUUACGACAAAAAUCAGCCGCUAAAACUUGAGAAGAUCCUAUCACAUCCCAGAAAUGAAGAAGAAGGGGAAGCUGAGGAAGCCGAGGAAGUUGUCGAGGCCUUUCCUAUUCCACAGCAAAAAACACGGCAACUUCGUCGUGUGCAGCGAGUCAUGCGCAGCUGUUUAUGUGAUGCGGAAUACAUUUGCAAUGCGAACUUGUCUGAUUACUUCGAUGAUGAUACUCUCGAAGAGGAGGAGCUUCUGGAAAAUGAAGUUGCCAAAACCGAGGCCGCAAAGACGCGGCGACAGGAAAUCGAAGAGACGGUAGAGACUCAAACUAAGGAGCGCGGCGGCAUCACGCUUUAUGGACUUCUUCGAUUUCUGCGAGCAGCCGCGGACUACCGCAUUGCGCGAGAUGCCUGGGUCUCGACGUUGCACGAGUUAUCGCUUCCGAUUCCAGAAACGGAGGAGAUGCCCGAGGAAGACGACCCGGACGACAGUGACGCCGUACGACAGGACGAUGAGGAGCCUUUGAAUGAGGACGGCGAGGUCGAUUAUGACGAAAUCAACCGUGUACAGGCAAAGAUCGGCGUCGACGAGGAUGAGGCCUUGGUGAAGAUAUGGGAAAUCAGGGAUCGCCGCCAACAGGGGGUGUUUCAAGAUCUCAAGCAGGUUAUCGCUAAGGCGGGCAAUGAGGAGGAGGAGGAAGGAGAGAAUGAUGAAAUUAAGUAG